GCAGCCAAGCCGCUCACGACGUCGCUGGGUGAAAAAUAGAGAUAAGGCCAAAAAAUAAUUGGGAAAACAAGAACACUUGAGAACUUAAAACCUUAAGAGUCCAUUCAUCAACGAAAAACUCCAGUGAAUGUGAAUUUUUUUAGUGAAGUGUUGAAAAAGUUGCAAGUUGAGCCAAGUGGGGAAGGAAAAGGCAAAAUAUUGGGAGCGUUGGGCUGGCUAUGAAAGACUCGAUGAGCAUAUUAACCCAAACGCCCAGCGAGCCGAACGCAGCGCAUCCCCAGCUGCACCACCAUCCGCUGCAGCACCACCACCACCAUCACUACGGCCUGCAGCCACCGGCGGUGGUCAGCAUUGGUAGCACCACCAUGGCGUCCGGCGGCGGUAGCACCACCACAGCAUCGGGCCUGAAGCCCAAUCGAUCCCGCUUCAUGAUCAACGACAUUCUGGCGGGCAGUGCAGCGGCCGCGUUCUACAAACAGCAGCAGCAGCACCAUCACCACCAGCAGCAGUUGCACCACCAUAAUAACAACAACAAUUCGGGCUCCAGCGGUGGCAGCAGUCCCGCUCACAACAACAACAACAACAGCGAAAGCUUUGAGCCACCGGCAGGUGGUGUUGGCGCUGGCUUGCCACCCGCCUUGCACCACCCACAACCACAUCCGCAUUCGCAUCCGCAUCCGCACACGCUGAUGCACCCGCACGGCAAGCUGGGGCACUUCCCACCCACCGCCGGCGGCAAUGGGCUGAAUGUGGCCCAAUAUGCGGCGGCCAUGCAGCAGCAUUAUGCCGCUGCUGCCGCGGCGGCUGCUGCGCGAAAUAAUGCCGCUGCUGCGGCGGCUGCUGCGGCUGCCGCGGCUGCUGCAGUAGCCGGACCGCCGGGAGCGAUUGGAGCCGGUGGCGCCGGCGGCGGCGGAGGCGGCGGAGUGUUGGCGCCAUCGAGCGCCGGUGACUUGGACGACAUCAGCGACUAUCACGAGGAGAACGAGGACUGCGACAGCGAUGAGGCGGGCAGCGCGGGAGGCGGUGGGGGAGGCAGCGCCCACAUGGACGAUCACAGCGUUUGUAGCAAUGGCGGUAAGGACGAUGAUGGAAAUAGUGUCAAGAGCGGUUCCACAAGCGACAUGAGCGGUCUGAGCAAAAAGCAAAGAAAGGCACGUACCGCCUUCACGGACCACCAAUUGCAAACUCUGGAGAAGUCCUUCGAGCGGCAGAAGUAUCUCAGCGUCCAGGAGCGCCAGGAGCUGGCCCACAAAUUGGAUCUGAGCGACUGCCAGGUGAAGACUUGGUACCAGAAUCGCAGAACCAAAUGGAAGCGGCAGACCGCCGUGGGUCUGGAACUUUUGGCGGAGGCCGGAAACUUCGCUGCCUUCCAGCGGCUGUACGGCGGAUCGCCCUACUUGGGCGCCUGGCCGUAUGCGGCCGCUGCUGGCGCCGGCGCCGCUGCCGCUGCCGCCCAUGGGGCCACGCCCCACACGAGCAUCGAUAUCUAUUACCGCCAAGCAGCCGCAGCCGCCGCCAUGCAGAAGCCGCUGCCCUACAACCUGUACGCCGGCGUUCCCUCCGUGGGCGUUGGUGUGGGCGUGGGUCCGGCGCCCUUCUCCCACCUCUCCGCGUCCAGUUCGCUGUCCUCGCUGAGCAGUUACUACCAGAGCGCCGCUGCCGCCGCGGCCGCUGCGAAUCCAGGUGGGCAGCAUCCGGUGCCGCCGCCUCCGGCAGUCGGCGGUGGCUCGCCGCCGAGCGGUCUGGUGAAGCCCAUACCGGCCCAUUCCGCCCCCGCCUCCGCCUCCCCGCCGCCAAGGCCGCCGUCGACGCCCAGUCCGACGCUCAAUCCGGGCAGUCCGCCGGGCCGCUCGGUUGACAGCUGCUCGCAGUCGGACGACGAGGACCAAAUACAGGUGUGAGCGGUAGCGGUAGGCGGUAUCGGUAACAAAGGACUCCGGCGAUUGGGUGUGCGUGUGUCUAUCAUUGGGUUUAUGCCUACUCAAAAACGUUAAUUUCAAGGGAUAAAAUUAAUGAGCAGAUUUUAAAUUUUGUUUGUUAAUUAUCACAACUACAUAUCAAGUUUAAAUAAUUUGCUUGAGUAUUUUAUUUUAAAACUUAAAACCCACUUAUAUGGCAUUUACUUUAGGUUAAAGUGAUCACAAAUUGCUUUAGUCGUAUACCAUAUCACCAUCCUUUCAUGGUUCUAACUUUAGUACAAAAACCUUUUAUUAAAUAUGUGUUUAUGAAGGAACUAAAAAUAACAAAAAGUUGAUAGAUAUAACUUCGUUGGAUCAGCUAUUGUAUGUUAGGUUCUAGCACAAAAAUGUUCAGUAUUUAAAACACGAUCAUAGGAAAUGCCAAGAGAAGUAGUACGUAUUGCAUUUCAAAAACACACUUUUCGAAACACAAGGUGCCCUAGAAUUCGCGUAUUUGAGUCUGCGCAUAAACCCCGCUUUUCUGUGUGUGCCUGCGUGUGUAUAUAAUCAUAUAUCUGUGUCUCUGUGUGUGCGUGUGCUUAAUUAAUUUAUUUGAUUUGCUUUUAGUAACUUAUUCAAAAUGUUUUUUAC
Drosophila ficusphila is the source of this 2549-nucleotide messenger RNA. RefSeq names its product homeobox protein B-H1 (gene B-H1). The transcript is spliced from 3 exons. Gene Ontology annotation, cellular component: nucleus. Gene Ontology annotation, biological process: regulation of transcription by RNA polymerase II. Lineage: Eukaryota; Metazoa; Arthropoda; Insecta; Diptera; Drosophilidae. Gene Ontology annotation, molecular function: RNA polymerase II transcription regulatory region sequence-specific DNA binding; DNA-binding transcription factor activity, RNA polymerase II-specific. The coding region runs from base 219 to 1901 and encodes 560 amino acids. The record is from RefSeq and is a predicted model, not a curated record.